AUGGGAAAACUGACGCUUAACAACCCGAUCAUUCCGUUGGGCUCUGUUGUCCUCGUCACCGGCGUCAAUGGACUCAUCGGGUCUUGGGUCGCCGACAAGUUUCUUGAGGCGGGAUACCGGGUGCGCGGAACUGUACGUAGUAUCUCACGAUGCGCUUGGAUGGAGCCCUUUUUCACCGAUCGCCAUGGUUCAGGCCGGUUCGAGCUCAUAGAGGUAUCGGAUUUUAGCGCUCCAGGGGCGUGGGAUGAAGCAGUUAGGGGAGUCGCUAGCGUCGCGGGCGUCGCUGGACAGGCCGGUGUAGAUCUCGUGGAUAUUGACGCUGCUCUACAACUAGAGUUUCCGUUUGUGACCGGGCUUCUGGGUGCCGCCAAGAACGAGCCUAGCGUCAAAACCGUCGUCUUCACAAGUUCUGCGUGGGCUGCGUGGACACCAGACCCGGACAAGAAGGCGGUACUGCACGAAUGGUCGUACAACGAUGAAGCGGUACGUAUUGUGCAAAAUAGCAAACCCGGGGAGAAAAUUGGCAUUUUGGGGUAUAUGGCCUUCAAAUCGCUGCUCGAACAAAAGAUCUGGGACUGGAUUCGCACAGAGAAGCCCUCAUACACGUUUAACACGAUCCUCCCGGAUACGGUCUUCGGUACGACUUUAAGUCCAGAGAACCAGGGUAUACAGAGUACUUGCGGCAUGGUCAAAUGGCUCCGCGAUGGUGUCAACUUGGAUCUGCUAGCUAGCAUACCUGCUCAGAGGUUCAUCGACACACAAGAUCUUGGGUUACUGUAUCUAGCAGCUCUCACCACACCGGGUGUGGAUGGCGAACGCCUUUUUGCCUUUGGGAACAAGUACAGCUUCUCAAAGGUCGGGGAAAUUCUGCAGAAGCUCGAGCCUGAGACGAAGAUAUUGCUGGCGAAGGACGAUAGGUGGGAUCAGACAGACGUGCCCAACCAGAGGGCGGAAAGCUUAUUGCGGGCGCUUGGCGGCCGCAGUUGGGCUACGUUGGAAAAUAGCAUCGCGGAUUGUUUGAGCAGCAUCAAGAAAUUUGAAAGCUAG
Xylaria bambusicola is the source of this 1047-nucleotide messenger RNA. RefSeq lists its product as uncharacterized. Bases 1 to 1047 code for a protein of 348 amino acids. Gene Ontology annotation, molecular function: oxidoreductase activity, acting on the CH-OH group of donors, NAD or NADP as acceptor. The transcript has 2 exons. The record is from RefSeq and is a predicted model, not a curated record. Lineage: Eukaryota; Fungi; Ascomycota; Sordariomycetes; Xylariales; Xylariaceae.